This is a messenger RNA of Eurytemora carolleeae, 935 nucleotides long. RefSeq names its product neurocalcin homolog (gene Nca). NCBI's taxonomy places the organism in Eukaryota, Metazoa, Arthropoda, Copepoda, Calanoida, Temoridae. The transcript has 6 exons. Gene Ontology annotation, molecular function: calcium ion binding. The record is from RefSeq and is a predicted model, not a curated record. Bases 197 to 769 code for a protein of 190 amino acids.
UGGUUGGUUUGAUUUGAUUUGAUAGACCGGAAUUUCAUCAGAUAUUGUAGAGAUACUUGAGAUCUAAUUGCCGGAGGAAAGGAGCCGAACACAGACUGUUUACCUUCAUAAGAUAAGAGGAACGCUGUGUUGAGCGUUUAGUGGAGAGCAGCCAUGCUCUAAACAUUUAGGUUGUGAAAACUCUCCUUGAACCAGGAUGGGAAAACAAAACAGUAAACUUAAACCAGAGGUCCUGGACGAUCUCAAGUCCAACACCGAGUUCUCCGACGCCGAGAUUCAGGAGUGGUACAAGGGGUUCCUCAAGGACUGCCCUAACGGUCAGCUGUCCGUCGAGGAGUUUAAGAAAAUCUACGGAAACUUCUUUCCGUACGGUGACGCGUCAAAAUUCGCGGAACAUGUGUUUAGAACAUUUGACGCCAACGGGGACGGAAGUAUCGACUUCCGGGAGUUCUUAUGCGCCCUCAGCGUGACCUCUAGGGGUAAGUUGGAGCAGAAAUUGAAGUGGGCCUUCACCAUGUACGAUCUGGACGGAGACGGGUAUAUCACGAGGCAGGAGAUGUUGGAGAUCGUUACUGCAAUCUACAAAAUGGUUGGAUCCGUGAUGAAGAUGCCAGAUGACGAGUCCACCCCGGAGAAAAGGACGGAUAAAAUAUUCCGACAAAUGGACAAAAAUAUGGACGGGAAACUGUCUCUAGAAGAAUUUAUUGAGGGAGCGAAAAGUGAUCCUUCCAUUGUUCGUUUACUACAGUGUGAUCCCCAGUCCUCCUAAACAGAGUCAUCUUGUGAGAAAAUAUUUAAUUUAACUAAACAUUCCAAACCCCAGUGCCCUCUGUCGGCUAGAACCGGUUGAGUUGAUGACGUCACAUGGAAUCUAAUACGCAGUAGAGAAUAUAUAAUUAUAUCCAGCAAGUUUUAUUAAAAUGUUUUAACCCUUU